AGUGGCUCUGCAAACGCAUACCUACCAGUUUAACAACACUAACAUAAAAGAGGAUAGCGACUGGCCCUCAUUCAGUCAGGCCUCGAGUCUCUCCACGUACCGACGUAGCGCGCCGCUGGCGACGACACACACUACUCGAAAUUCUGUUUAAAACUCCUGUUAUUUUAAAUUAGUGACCAUAUACCCAAUUCCAUUUAGACAAUCCGCAAUAAUAACCAGACGACGAACGAGUUUCCAAAAUACCAUUUGUGUUUGCAGUAAGGAUUUCACGGACGAUCCAUCAUGUUAAAAAUAGUAGCCCUCGGGUUGCUUGUAAUUUCGACGGUGACUGGUCAAUGCUUCUACAAAGAUGAUUCAACUAAGAAGCUGGAUCCUGAAGCUCGCACGUCUCUCUACAGGGGCCAAUUGGAGUUCACCCUAAAUUUGUUUAACUCCAUUAACGAUGCGUAUCCCACCGACAACAUAUUCUUUUCGCCGUUCUCUGUGUACCACUCUCUACUGCUGGCUUACUUUUCUGCUGGAGGUCAGACGGAAGCGUCUCUGAAGGAGUCACUACAGAUAGCGAAAUCUUUGGAUAAAAUCAAUUUGAUAACAGCGUACAAGGUAGACCGGCGGUCCCGCCUGAUGAACAACAAUAGCGACAGCUACGAGUUCACCAGCGCCAACAAAUUGUUCGUCGAUGAAACGCUCGACGUCAGGCAGUGCUUGCUGGACAUCUUCGAGAACGAACUAGAGAGACUUAAUUUCCACGAGAUGCCCUCGGAAUCACGCGAGCACAUUAACAAGUGGGUGGCCGCGGUGACUAAGAACCACAUCCAGACGUUGAUCCCCGAGGACGGCAUCACGCACACCACCAAGCUGGUGCUCGCCAACGCCGCUUACUUCAAAGGCGUCUGGGCCUCUAAAUUCCCCGCAGAAAGGACCAAGAAAGAGGCAUUCUUUGUUUCCGAAACUCGUCAAACGCUGGCGCCGUUUAUGAAGCAGAAAGGCACUUUCCAUUUCAUGGUGAGCGAAGACCUCGGCGCGCAGAUUCUGGAGCUGCCCUACAAAGGGAACGACAUCAGCAUGUACAUUCUCCUGCCGCCCUACUCUAUGAAGGAAGGCGUGAAGAACAUCAUAGCCAACCUGACGCCCGAGCGACUGGCCGCCGUGGUGGAGGAAAGCUACAUGGGCCGCGAGGUCAUCGUCGAGAUACCCAAGUUCACCGUUGAGAAGAGCCUGCCCCUGAGGCCUAUCUUGGAGACUCUGGGAGUUGGCGACUUGUUUAACAGUACCUCCGACUUCACGACACUGACGGACGACCAUGUCAGCUUCGACGACGCCAUUCACAAGGCUAAGAUCCAAAUCGAUGAAGAAGGGACCGUGGCAGCAGCGGCGACGGCCAUCUUCGGGUUCCGGUCGUCGCGGCCCGCGGAGCCCACCCGCUUCGUGGCCAACUUUCCCUUCGUGUACCUGGUGUACGAGCGCCCCACCAACUCCAUCCUCUUCAUGGGCGUCUACAGGGACCCUAAGAAGUAAACAACACACUUGGUACAGAAGUCCUGUUUAUUUUUGCGUUUUCUUAGACCUAUAGUUUAGUAACUAUUUAAUUUGUAUACUCAGACAAUGAGCUCUACGCUGUAGUAUUGCAUGGUGUUUUUCCAACCCCUUGCCAUUGAACUAAUCAGGAUAUUGUGAAAUAAAUGCAUGUUCCAUAGUAAACUUCGAAGUCUACUUGGCCGACAUUUAUUUGCGAUUAUUGGGAGUUGGUUCAUAUAGUGAGUAUUUUUAUAAGCUACCUUAACAGGUUUUGGAAAAACGAACUGUAUAUUUUUUUGCAGCAUACCGUACUGUUUAUCACUACCAUAAUAUAUAUUAAAUCUCUCUUUCUACUAUGUAUAUCGGAGAAAUACCAUGUGUAUGUCCAGGAUAUAAAGUAUAAACAGUGUAGUGCUGAUACAAUUUCUGUGUCUAGCUAGACCUUGAAGUCAUAAUUAACACGUUUUCAACAUGUUGUCAGGAAUUUGCAAACUGAUUAGUGAUAACUAAAUAUCCCGCAUGCAUGGCAGAAUCAUUGUUUUUCACAGUAUGGCAUUAAUACUCGCUCUAGUACCAUUAAGGGGUUGUAGUUUAAAAUAACAGCAACGUCGCGCGGGUGCACGGGUCACGAAGGCGCCUCAAACUGUAGGUAGAAUCCGCCUCACGCGCCCACGUCAGUCCGUCAGCGGCGCUCACACUACUCUUCGUUAACCCGCUCGCCCGCUCCGUGCACACGCGCGACGUCGCGGACGCCCAAAAUAUAAUAUGUAUUGAAUACAAUUUUAUCGGUCAGAUUGAAUUAAUAUUUGAUAAACUCAUGUAGGUAGUUUCUAGGUUAAUACAAUAAUUAAAAUCUAUCUUAUCUUAACAGAUAAUAUUUUCAUCUAAAUUAAAUAAUCAGGAUUGGAUUUAGUUGACUGGUGAUUUUUUAAUUUAAUUAAGUACCCGUCGGGAACGAUUUAGUCCCUAAGAAAUUGUUUGAUUUAACUUUAUUUCGAUUUAAUUAGAGAUUAAUCAUGAGUGUUAGAUUUAUAGUUGAAUUUUAAACAUGAAUGUCCAACUUUGACUACUAAGUAGGUAGGUAUAUUUUCACCUAGCGCUGUGACACUUAUCAUUAUCACUACACCUUAUAAAACAAAGUCCUUUAUUAUGUCUGUCUGUUUGUGUAUGUAUGUUCGCGACAAUCUCAGAAACUACUGAACGGAUUUUCAUGCAGUUUUCACCUAUCAAUAGCGAUUCUUGAGGAAGGUUAAGUGUCUGAUUGUAAUUUGUUAAGGUUUUGUGUAGCUGAACAGUGAGAAGCCGGGGCAGAUCAGGAGUUAGUGUUGUACUUACAUAUUUGGAAGACUGGAACUCGUCUGUAUUGGCAGGUCAGUAGUUAAAACUACUUACAAAUUUAUAAGCCUACAAAUCAAGACAAGAAAAAAGACUUUAUACUUACCCGAGAAUAGAGCCACGAUUUUAACCUACAUACAGUACAACCCAUUUCCUGAUUUUAACAAAAUUUGUAGAGUGUUCUGUUCGUAUUUUUUAGUUAGAAUUAGAAAGAACUUGAAAGAGGGUAAGCGAUCUUGACAUGUCUUUUAAUUGAAAAACGCUUUUUAAAAAUCAAUAACUAUUAUUUAUGAAAGCAGAAAAAUAUAAAUGAUCGUAUUAGAUUCAUAAUUGUUAGAUAUUUGCCGUAACCUAUUUUUAAAAUGUGUUUUUCAAUUAAAAGAUACAUCAAGAUUGUUUACCUCAUUUCUAAUGCUAAAAAAACGAACUAUAAUUCUCGUCAUGUAAUUUAAACGAAUAAACUCAUUUCUUACUUGUAUUAGGCAUAUGUAUGUUACUAAUAAAAUAAUAUAUGUAGUUUUAAGGUUUAUUAUGUAUAUCAUUAUUUGUAAUGAGUAAGAAUUCAGUUGAGACGUAAGUUUAAUGUAAAAAUAAUUUAUUGGAAAUUAA
Cydia fagiglandana is the source of this 3462-nucleotide messenger RNA. RefSeq names its product serine protease inhibitor 88Ea-like (gene serpin-6). Lineage: Eukaryota; Metazoa; Arthropoda; Insecta; Lepidoptera; Tortricidae. The coding region runs from base 283 to 1518 and encodes 411 amino acids. The transcript has 8 exons. Gene Ontology annotation, molecular function: serine-type endopeptidase inhibitor activity. The record is from RefSeq and is a predicted model, not a curated record.